Ilex paraguariensis (yerba mate) is the source of this 375-nucleotide messenger RNA. The record is from the annotation of a GenBank genome assembly. NCBI's taxonomy places the organism in Eukaryota, Viridiplantae, Streptophyta, Magnoliopsida, Aquifoliales, Aquifoliaceae.
AUAAAUUCCUCAAACCCAGCAGCCAGAACAACCCAAAAGCCAUUGGCGAUCUGCACCACCACCGCCAUAUACAUCCCACCACCACCGCCACUAGAACUCACCACCCCAUCUCUCCCAUCACCACCACCUCCACCUCCACUCCCAUCUUUCCCCCUCUGCCUACCACCACCCAUCGAGCUCUUCUCCCCUUCGCUAAAUAAACUUUCAAAGCUCAAUAUACAUCAAAAUGUGAAAAUCGAAUCUCGCAAGUUAAGAUUGAGUGGUUUUGUGAGGUUGAGAAACACGGAACUGGAUAACCCAAAGGGCAGUGGUAGCGGUGACGGCGGCCUGGACGUCGGUGGAUUGAAGACGAGCUCAGCCGCUCAGGAUAAAUAA